Messenger RNA from Caenorhabditis angaria, 5859 nucleotides. NCBI's taxonomy places the organism in Eukaryota, Metazoa, Nematoda, Chromadorea, Rhabditida, Rhabditidae. The record is from the annotation of a GenBank genome assembly.
AUGUCAAUGAGUGAUUAUGACCAACACUUUGAUCCAGACGAUUUUCCAUACCAACUCAGAAGUACAUCAACUUAUACGCCAAUAACUGAACAGGAUAGUAAAUUGAAGCAUGAACUCUUAUCAAAACUCUCGGAGACUUUGGCGGCAUGGAAUGCGCUUCACGAAAAUAUACAUUUCGAUCCAUUGCCGAUGAUAAUUCAGUAAUUUUAUAUUAUUUUUCCCACUUUAAAUAAGAUUUUUCUAUUUCAGAAUCGCUGAACUUAUCGAAAAAGGAACUGAAGAAUUUUUGAAAAGAGAUCCAGAUCCGCUGGAUGAUAGACAUCCUCAUAGAACACAUCCUGAGUCAGCUUUUGGAAAUCUUCUCAAAAUAUUGUUCAGAAAUGAUGAUUUUAUGAACAAACUUGUGAUUUCAUAUAUCCUUGGCAGAGAUAACAUCGAAUUAAGUAUUCAAUCCUGUCGAGUUUUAUUGGGAUGUGUUCCAGGUCUUGAUUCAAAUGUUGUAUUUUCUGUGAGUAUUUGAUAUCUCUCAAAGUAAAAAAUGCUCAUAAUAAAAUAUUUCAGGAACCGGAUGAUUUUGUUCCUCGUCUUUACGUUUGGGCAAAAGAUAGUUCAAAUGAAACCCUUCAAGCAUAUUCAAUGGGACUGUUAGCAGCAGUUUUGGAAGUUCCUGAUAAUGUAACAAAAUAUCGAAGUGAUAAUAUUGUUUUGGUUCCAAUUGCAUUGCGAAGAUUGAAAGAGUUGAAAGAGAAAAUGGAAGAAGAAAGAAGCUCGAAAUCGUAUCCGUAUACAAGUUUUGCACAUUUAGUAGAUGAAGAGAGCAGUAAUAGUAAUGAAGCUUCAACAAGUACAGAGGAAGUGAAAAAGAAACCAAGAAGUGUGAUAAAAACAAGUGAUGAACCACCGAAAAAACGAAGAAAAACCUCGUCGAAAAAUGGAUUAUCACAAACUCGCAUUCCAUCAUUGAGCAAUUUAUGCUCGUUGGAAAAUAGUAAUAGCAAAUGGGAUAUUUGUCAACCAUAUUUGAUUGGAACACAUAAAGUUUAUCCGCUGUCUUUGGAAAUGUAUCAGAGACUUAUUUUGCAAUAUUUAGGACCAACUGGAGAAUAUCAAGAUGUAGGUAUUUCUGGAAAAUUAAAAAGUUUUUUUUUCAAUUUAUAAAAAAUUGAAUUUCAAAAGUUCCCAAUUUUUCCAGCUCUUGAGUAUGACUUAUGAAGGAAAUGCAUUAGAUUUGAUUCUCUAUUACAUCGAUUUGGAUAAAUCUUUAGAUGUUCGAUUGACAUUUGACACACUCAAAUAUUUGACAUGCUUAUUGGUUCAUCGAAAAUUUGCUCUCGAAUUUGUUGGAUGUGGUGGAGUGCAAUUAUUAUUGAAAACAAAACGAGAAUCACUGGCGACUGUUGGAGUUAUCACCGCAUUGUAUUAUAUCGCUUAUAAUAAUGAUGUUAUGGAGGCGGUUUGUCAAUUGGGUGACAAAAUCAUGGAUGAGCUUGUUGAGUGCGUUUUUGAAGGGUUUUUAUGAUCCUUAAUUUUUGAAAGAAUUAAAAUUUUAUUUUGAAAUUUAGCUUGAUUUUUGUUCAUUCUUCAAAAAAUUGUUUUCGGGUUUUUGAAAGCAAAUAUUAAAAUUAAAAAAAAAUCAAUAUUUAUUUCAGUUUCUGUUUAUGGUGCCUUGAACAUUGUCAUGAAAAUGGUCGUUCGAGCGCCGCCAUGUUUUUCACGCACGCACUUUAUUAUAAAGCAAUCUUGGAGCGAUUUGAUAGAAUGGAUGGACCCAGAAAAUUGUAUAAUUAUGUAGGUUUUUGGAACUCUUCAUUUCCGAGUCAGAAAUUCUAACUAACAUAAUUUCAGCUAGCAACUCUUUCGAUGUUACAAGAUGUUGCCUCGAAACACAGUUUCGAUUUAUCGGAAGAACAAGUUUAUACAAGCACCCAAUGUAUUCGAAACGCUACAAAUACAUUUCGAACUUAUGUAGCUGCACAUCUUUAUUGCAAGCUAGAAUCAAUCCGAAAAACAGUUGGCACAAAACUUGGAGGUCUUCAAUUUCCCCAUGCUCUUCUCACUGAUAUUCCAGCUGAUAAAUCAAUGAAACAACUUGAAGAAUAUACUUGGGAAUGUCAAAAAGUAUUAUGCGAUGUUAUUCGAUUGUCCAAUGCUUCAUGGAGACCAAUUGAAGAGUUGAGAAAACUUGGAGUUAUUAAAACUAUGCUCGCUAUUCAUAUUUUGAGUCCUGACUGGAAUAUGACAAAUCGAUCGGAAAUGACUGGAGCUGCGAUAGAAGUCAUUUCGGUUUGUUGUUGUUUGCCGAAAGUACAAUUAGAAUUAGUGGAAACACAUACACAUGUGCAUACAACAGCUGAUGGAUUAUCGUGGGUUUUUUUGGGGGAAAAGUUUAAAAAUUCUUGAACAAUUUCCAGAGUUCUUCUUCAAACUGGUAGAGGUAUCCAACCUGAGGAAACUGCGGCGGUUCGAAUUUGUGCUCUUAAAGUGAUGAUUUUAUGCUUGAACGUGGAUAAGGAGAUUUAUAAGGUAAUUUUUAUUGAAACUUUCAUAUUAUUUUUUCUUACCCAAAACUAGAAAACCUCGAAAUCUUUUCCAGAAACUAGAUCAUGCAAGACAUCGUUCAACCGACGAUAAAAAAGACAAUUCUUCCAAAAAAUCGACUCGAAAUUCGUGCUCACCAGCUCGAAUUCAUUUGGAAACAAUGUGGAGUGCAUCACGAAAACAAGAUGCAAUUUUGAUGUUAAUUGAUGUUUUGCAUACUCGAACUCCGACAACAGAUGCUGAUUUAAUUCGAACUCAUGCUUGUACUGCUUUGGCUGGAUUAGCGAGAUGUGAAGAAGUUCGACAAUUGUUAUCCAAAAUGCCAUUGGUGGCUAAUAAUGAGUUGCAAGGUGAGCAUUUCAAGUUUAAAAAAACAAUGAAAUGAAAUACGUGGAUUGUUGAAGUUCACGUUGAAAAGUAUUUAGAAUUUUUUUAAUUUUUAUGGUUUAAAUUUGAAAACUUCUUCAAAGUCAGCUUGAAUUCUCUUCUCCAAACUUAAUAAAAAAUUUCAAAAGUUGGAAAUUCACCUUGAAAUUUUCCUAGAAUAAAAUUAGAAUAAGAAAUUCAUUAAAUUUCAUAAAAUCCAGAUUUUUCUAUCGAAUAUUGCAGCUCUGAUGCGCGAACCAGUUGCGGAAGACAAAAAAGCCGAACAUCAAAUGUUUUGCCGCGAAGUGACAGCUCUUCUCGAAAUUGUCAGCGGUAAAACAAUGCACGAUCAAGUCAAAGAUUUAACACAGGAAAAAUUGCACAAACAAUGGAUUGUCGAAAAUACAAAGAUUAAUUUCAAUGAGAAAGAAUUGUUGCAAUUAAUGAUUCAAUAUUUGAAUCAAAGCGGAUAUCAAGAAUCAGCACAAAUGUUGAAAAGAGAAGCAGAUUUGCCAGAUUUUCCUGGAACGAGAGCAAAUAAUAAUGGAAUUCCGGCGACUCCUAUUAAAAGUUCGGAAACAUUGCUGGAACCAUCUACAUCAACAUCAACAUCGGCUAAAAAAUCUUCAAAACCACCAGUUUUUUCGUCGCCAAUUGCUAGAUCUUCUUCGAUGGAAAAUGAUGAUGUUUUUGCAACUCCGACGAGUGUUGUUAGAUCGAGAACAUCAGCGAAUAGUGAGUUUAAAAAUAAAUUGAAUGUUUUCUGUAAAAUCUUGAAAAUUUUCAAAAUUUCAUUCAAAAAAGUCCGGAAAAAUUCAAUUGCCAAUUCUUAUUUUUUUCCAGAAGCAGUCUUGAGUUUCCCAAAGAAAUAUCUCCAAAGUCCAAUGAAGCCCCAAAAAUCAUAUCCAUUUUCUGGAAACGAAACAAAACCAUAUCGAUCAUUGGAUGGAAUUAUCUCUGAAUAUUUGAGAACUCAACAUUCUCGUUGCAAAAAUCCAGUCACAACAUGUCCUCCAUUUUCCCUUUAUUAUCCACAUCGUUGUCCAGAUUUAAACACAUCAGGAAUGGUUUCAACAAAUAUUGCAAGACGACAAAUGGACAAAGAUAUUCUUAAUCCAAAUAAACGAAUUGUAUCAAAUUGGCUUGAUGAACGAUUCAUUUUUAGUCGUUUUAGACCAAUUAAAACAAUUAACGAACACGAUGAAACUUAUACAACUUGCUCAUUUUCAAUUGAUGAUGAACAUGUUAUAUUAGGCUUAUUUUCUGGAGAUGUUCAUUGGAUUAAUAUUGAAAGUGGAGCUGAUGAAAGUGUUACAAAUUGUCAUAAUAGUUCGAUAACUCAUAUUGAACCAUCUGAAGAUGGAACUAUGUUACUUACUUCAUCUGCUUUUGUUAGACCACUUUCUGCACUUUGGAGACUUGGACAUGCUAUGGAAUUACUUCAUAUUUUUAAUGAAGAUUCAACGGUCAAAUUUUCGAAUUCGAGUUUGGAUAGGAUUAUUGGAACAUUCUCCACUAAAGCUACACUUUAUGAUACAGAAUCGAAACAUGCUUUGAAUAGUUUCAAAUGUGGUGAUUUUGAUGAACCGAGACAUACCAAAAAUAUUGCUAGUUUAUCGCCUUGUGAUCGAUUGGUUUUUAAUGAUGGAGUUUUGUGGGAUGUUAGAACUUCUGGACAACCUUUGCAUGUUUUUGAUAUAUUGAAAGAGAAGACUUUUAAUGGAUGUUUUCAUCCGCAUGGAAAUCAAGUUAUUAUUAAUACCGAAGUUGUGAGUUUUUUGUUGGAAGGGGAAAAAUAAAUAUUCUCAUGGCUUGGAAGAGUUGUAUUUUUUGAAAGUCACGAGAAAACUUUUGGAAAACUAAGUUCUAACACCUUUUUUUUUUAAAUGAAGCCUCCAAAAAGUGGAAUUUUUCAUAAAAUACUAUUCUAACCUUCUUUUUACAGUUUGACAUUCGAAAUUAUCGACUUUUACACCAUGUUCCGGCUCUCGAUCAAUGCAAAAUCGUAUUCAAUUCAACUGGAAAUAUGAUGAUUGCUUCAAUGUGUCAAGAUCCAGAUGCAGAACAAAAUCUUGAUACAAUUGGUUCAACAUCAUUCAGAACUUUUGACACAUCGGAUUAUUCAGUUAUUACAACUCAUGAUAUGAAAAAACCAAUUCUUGGUUUAUCAACUUCACAUUCUGAUACAAUGGUUUCCGUUGUUGAACAACAUAAACAAUUAGCAUCUGAAUAUAUUGUUGGAUCAGCUUCGCAAUGUAAAAUAUUUUCAAUUGGAAGACAUCGUGUUGCUGGAGAUGAUGAUGGAGAAGAAGAAGAAGAGGAAAAUGAAGAAGAUGAAGAGAAUAAUCGAAGUGAUUCUGAUGAUUCAGUUGGAGUACAUUCAGAUGAAGACGACGAUGGAAGUGACGAUGAAGAUCGAAGUAAUUCAGAUGAAAGUGGCGAAGAUGAUAUGGAUGAUUAUAUUGAUAUGGACGAUGAUAGAAAUAGUUUAAGUGUAUUUGAAGCGCUUGGAAGAUUGGGUGAUUUGGAAGAAAGUGAUGAUGAUUAUGAUGCGGAGAGUCGAAGUAGAAGUAGAAGUUUCUCAACUUCAUUAUCUUCGGAUUCAUCGGAUAGUAGUAGUGGAUGGGAAACUGCGAGUGGUGAGGGAAAUGAUGAAGAAGAACAAGAAGAGGGAGGAGUUCAAUUUGGAAAUAUGGAUCGAUCGAAUAGUGAAGAACCGGAUGAUAGUUAUGAGUAAGUUGUUUAAACUAUUCCUGGGAACAUAGAGAAACUUACCUUUUUCUAGAAAAAAUAUAAUUUCAGAGUUUUCAGUAAUAUCAUUUUCCCUUCCAUUUUUCUGAAAAUAUCGAAAAUAUUCUAUUUUUUUCCAGGCCUGAUCCUCAAAACGACAUUGAUAGUCGAAGUUCGACAGCUCUCAAUCCACAUCUUCGAAGACGUAAUCAAAAUAGUCAAUAA